AGCUCAUUCCUGUCCCAGAAUUUUUUGGUUUAUACAUAUAGUGAAACGGGAUCUUUGCAAUCUGAGUCUUCAUAUGUUAUGAUGCAUUGCCAUUACCAAGGAUAUGUUGCAGAAUCUCCACAUUCUGUUGUGACACUCAGUGUCUGCUCUGGCCUCAGAGGAUUUCUGCAGUUUGAAAAUAUCAGCUAUGGAAUUGAACCACUGGAAUCUUCAGCAAGAUUUGAGCAUAUAAUUUACCAAGUGAAAAAUGGCAAUCCAGAUGUACUGACCUUCGCAGAUAAUUACAGCCAUAUUCAGCAGAAAGACCAGCUCUACAAAUUUCAUUUAAGCUCACAGGAAAAAUUUAUUUCAAAACUAUUACCCCAAUAUUUAGAAAUGCACAUCGUAGUGGAAAAAGCUUUGUAUGAUUAUAUGGGAUCUGAAAUAAUGGCUGUAACACAGAAAAUCGUCCAGAUUAUUGGGCUUGUCAACACUAUGUUUACCCAGUUCAAAUUGACUGUUAUGCUGUCUUCCUUGGAAUUGUGGUCACAUAAAAACCAAAUUUCUACCAGUGGGGAUGCUGAUGACAUAUUACAAAGAUUUUUAGCAUGGAAACAAAACUAUCUUAUCCUACAGCCCCAUGACAUAUCUCAUUUACUUAUUUACAGGAAACAUCCUAAAUAUAUGGGAGCAACAUUUCCUGGAACAAUAUGCAAUAAAAACUAUGAUGCAGGUGUUGCUAUGUAUCCAGAUGCUAUAAGUUUGGAGGGAUUUUCAGUUAUUAUAGCUCAGCUGCUUGGAUUUAAUAUAGGAUUAACAUAUGAUGACACCAAUAAUUGUUCUUGCCCAAGAGCUACAUGCGUAAUGAAUCAAGAAGCAGUGGAACUUUUCAAGAUAUAACAGACAUAUUGGUGACAACUGAUUCCCCAAACCAAGGAACAAAGAAGUGGUAAGCAUGAAGUCCAAGGAAGUGACUCUGUCCUACUGAAUACUCCUAAUUUCCAGUGUGGUACAUGGGAGAGCAAUACAUGUAUGCUGAAUUAAGAAAUGGAUGAAGAAGAGAAGGUACAUACAGUGCAUGGCAAUGCAGCAGAGAGUAAGUACGGAUGCAUUUUGGGAAAAGAAGUCAUGUGUCUUGAGAUGGGUGAAG
Messenger RNA from Marmota monax (woodchuck), 1129 nucleotides. Its product is annotated as disintegrin and metalloproteinase domain-containing protein 18. The record is from RefSeq and is a predicted model, not a curated record. Gene Ontology annotation, molecular function: metalloendopeptidase activity. NCBI's taxonomy places the organism in Eukaryota, Metazoa, Chordata, Mammalia, Rodentia, Sciuridae. Gene Ontology annotation, biological process: binding of sperm to zona pellucida; cell adhesion; proteolysis. The transcript is spliced from 9 exons. The coding region runs from base 79 to 879 and encodes 266 amino acids. Gene Ontology annotation, cellular component: plasma membrane.